CCGCCGGUCUCACCCCCCUCCCGCCCCGCUCCGCGCUCCUCCCCGCGCCGCCGGGUCUCUCUCCGUAGACGGAAGCCGAGGAGGGACGAGGGAGCUGGCGAGGUUGGAGCGGCACGAUGGGGGACUCCAAAGUGAAGGUGGCGGUGCGCGUCCGCCCCAUGAACCGGAGAGAGCUUGAUCUGCAUACAAAAUGUGUGGUGGAUGUGGAUGCAAACAAGGUUAUUCUUCAUCCUGUAAACACCAACCUUUCAAAAGGAGAUGCCAGCAGGACCCAACCAAAGGUGUUUGCUUACGAUCACUGCUUUUGGUCUAUGGAUGAAUCUGUCAAAGAGAAAUACGCAGGUCAAGAUGUUGUUUUCAAGUGCCUUGGGGAGAAUAUUCUUCAGAAUGCCUUUGAAGGCUAUAACGCUUGCAUCUUUGCCUAUGGGCAAACUGGAUCUGGAAAAUCAUACACAAUGAUGGGUACUGCUGACCAACCUGGAUUAAUCCCUAGACUUUGUAGUGGACUCUUUGAAAGAGCACAGAAAGAGGAAAACGAAGAGCAGAGUUUCAAAGUGGAAGUAUCCUACAUGGAGAUAUACAAUGAGAAAGUCAGAGAUCUUCUUGACCCAAAAGGAAGCCGUCAGUCAUUAAAAGUUAGAGAACACAGUGUUUAUGGUCCUUAUGUAGAUGGCCUAUCCAAGCUAGCCGUUGCUAGCUACAAGGACAUAGAGUCCUUGAUGUCUGAGGGCAACAAAUCUCGAACAGUGGCUGCAACCAAUAUGAAUGAGGAGAGCAGUCGGUCCCAUGCAGUCUUCAAGAUCAUCCUUACCCACACGCUCUAUGAUGUACAGUCAGGGACAUCAGGAGAGAAGGUGGGCAAGCUGAGUCUGGUGGACUUGGCCGGUAGUGAAAGGGCAACCAAAACUGGUGCUGCAGGAGACAGGUUGAAAGAAGGAAGCAACAUUAACAAAUCCCUCACAACCCUUGGGUUGGUUAUUUCUGCCCUGGCAGAUCAGGCUGCUGGAAAGAACAAGAACAAAUUUGUUCCUUAUCGUGAUUCUGUGCUCACUUGGUUACUUAAAGAUAGCCUUGGUGGCAACAGCAAGACUGCUAUGGUAGCAACAGUAAGCCCAGCAGCAGACAAUUAUGAUGAGACCCUUUCAACACUGAGGUAUGCAGACCGGGCGAAGAACAUUGUUAAUCAUGCUGUAGUGAAUGAAGACCCCAACGCUCGCAUUAUUCGGGAGCUCCGUGAGGAAGUGGAGAAGCUGCGAGAACAGCUCACAAAAGCAGAGGCUAUGAAAUCACCAGAAUUAAAAGAACGAUUGGAGGAAUCAGAAAAGUUGAUUCAGGAAAUGACUGUGACCUGGGAAGAAAAAUUAAGAAAAACUGAGGAGAUAGCACAGGAGCGUCAGAAACAGUUGGAAAGCCUUGGCAUAUCUCUUCAGUCUUCUGGAAUAAAAGUUGGAGAUAAUAAAUGCUUCCUGGUUAAUUUGAAUGCAGAUCCAGCUCUCAAUGAACUUCUGGUAUACUAUUUAAAGGAGCACACAUUGAUAGGCUCAGACAACUCUCAAGAUAUCCAGCUGUGUGGAAUGGGAAUUCUUCCUGAACACUGCAUUAUAGACAUCACCCCAGAAGGACAGGUUAUGUUAACACCUAAAAAAAAUACUAGAUUUUUGCCUUUUCACAGGACGUUCGUAAAUGGUUCUGCUGUCAUGUGUCCUAUCCAGCUACAUCAUGGAGACAGAAUACUGUGGGGAAACAACCACUUCUUCAGGCUGAAUUUGCCAAAGAAGAAAAAGAAGGCAGAUCAUGAGGAUGAAGAGCGAGACAACUCUAUGAAGUGCAGUAAUAGUGUUGAACAGCUGGACAUAGAUGGGGACAAUUCCAGUGAAGUGUCUAGUGAGAUUAACUUCAGCUAUGAGUAUGCUCAGAUGGAAGUCACUAUGAAGGCGCUUGGUAGCAAUGAUCCAAUGCAGUCAAUCUUGCAAAGCCUGGAACAGCAACAUCAAGAAGAGAAGAGGUCUGCACUUGAACGACAGAGACUGAUGUACGAACAUGAACUGGAGCAAUUGCGAAGGCGAUUGUCGCCAGAGAAGCAGCAUUUCCGCAGCAUGGACAGGUUCUCUUUUCACUCCCCCAGUGCCCAGCAGCGCUUACGCCAGUGGGCGGAGGAGAGAGAAGAAAUGCUGACCCAUAGCCUGAGAAAGCUGCGAGAGCAGAUUGUUAAAGCCAAUUUAUAUGUGAGAGAAGCCAAUUUUAUCGGAGAAGAACUGGACAAGAGGACAGAAUAUAAAGUUACCCUCCAGAUCCCAGCUUCAAGCCUUAAUGCUAACAGUAAGAGAGGGGCAAUUCUCAGCGAGCCUGCUAUUCAGGUGAGAAGGAAAGGGAAAGGCAAACAGAUUUGGUCACUGGAAAAGCUGGAGAAUCGAUUGGUAGAUAUGAGGGAUCUUUACCAGGAGUGGAAAGACUGCGAGGAAGACAACCCAGUGAUGAGGGCUUACUUCAGGCGAGCUGACCCAUUCUAUGAUGAGCAGGAAAACCACAGCCUUAUCGGAGUAGCUAAUGUGUUUCUUGAGUGCCUCUUCUAUGAUGUGAAGCUACAAUAUGCUGUUCCAAUCAUCAACCAGAAGGGAGAGGUAUCAGGUCGUCUCCACGUUGAAGUUGUUCGAGUUAGUGGAGAGAUAGACGACAGGUUGGUUGGAGGUGAGGAUAGUCCAGACUAUUCAAAUGAAAAUGAUGUUCAGGAGAGAAAGCUUGUCUGCAGGAUUAAAAUACUUCAGGCUACAGGUUUGCCACAGCAUCUCUCCAACUUUGUGUUCUGCAAAUAUACUUUCUGGGAUCAACUGGAGCCAGUCAAUGUUGCACCUGAGGUGGAUCCUUCCUUGUCCUCUGUCAGCAAGGAGCCACGGUGCAUGGUUGUCUUUGAUCACUGCAAUGAAGUUUCUGUAAAUAUUUCCGAAGACUUCAUGGAGCAUCUUUAUGAUGGUGCUUUGGCAAUAGAAGUAUAUGGGCACAAGCAGAGUGGUGACCGAAAAAAUCCAGCCCUGUGGGAUUUGGGAAUAAUUCAAGCCAAAACACGCAGCCUUCGUGACAGGUGGAGUGAAGUAACGCGAAAAGUAGAACUCUGGGUUCAAAUUCUAGAGUUGAAUGAGAAUGGGGAAUACUGCCCGGUUGAGGUGACUUCUGCCAGGGAUGUGUGCACAGGAGGCAUCUUCCAGCUCAGACAGGGGCAGUCUCGACGAAUUCAAGUUGAAGUGAGAUCUGUACAGGAAUCCGGGACCUUGCCACUGAUGGAGGAAUCCAUAUUAUCUGUUGGCAUUGGCUGUGUUCAAAUAAAACAUGUCAAGUCACAAAAACUACCUGAAAGUUACCAGGAAGAAGAGGAUGAAAUGGACAGUUAUCAGGAUAGGGAUUUGGAGAGGCUCCGUCGGAAAUGGCUGUGUGCUUUAACAAAGCGGCAAGAGUAUCUUGAUCAGCAACUGCAAAAACUGGUUGGGAAGCCUGAUAAAACAGAAGAUGAUGCGGAUCGGGAGGCACAGCUUUUAGAGAUGAGACUAACACUCACUGAAGAAAGGAAUGCUGUAAUGGUUCCUUCUGCUGGCAGUGGGAUUCCUGGAGCUCCAGCAGAGUGGACUCCAGUGCCUGGUAUGGAAACUCACAUUCCUGUUAUUUUCCUUGACUUGAAUGCUGAUGACUUCAGUUCCCAAGACAACCUUGAUGACCCAGAAGCAGGUGGGUGGGAUGCUACACUUGUUGCAGAAGAGGAGGAGGAAUUCUUUGAACUGCAGAUUGUGAAGCAUCAUGAUAGUGAGGUGAAAGCAGAAGCCUCAUGGGAUUCCACAGUCCACGACUGUAUCCAGCUCAGUAAAGGAACAGCAGCAGAUGAAAGAGUUUACCUUAUUGUGAGAGCCACUGUCCAGCUCAGCCAUCCUGCAGAAAUGCAAUUAGUGUUACGCAAGCGCAUUUGUGUCAAUGUGUAUGGCAGACAGGGUUUUGCACAAAGUUUCCUCCGAAGAAUGUCUCACCGAAGUUCCAUUCCUGGCUGCGGUGUCACUUUUGAGAUAGUCUCAAAUAUUCCAGAGGAUGCUCAAGGAGCUGAAGAGCGCGAGGCACUAGCCAGAAUGGCAGCAAACGUUGAAGAUGCAGCUUCAGCUGACUCUGAAGCCUACAUUGAGAAGUACUUGAGGAGUGUGCUGUCUGUGGAGAACAUUCUCACCUUGGAUCGUCUGCGCCAGGAAGUUGCUGUAAAGGAGCAGCUAAUGGGAAAAGGGAAACUCUACCGCAGGAGCCUGAGCUCUCCCAAUGUGAAUCGACUUUCUGGAAGCCGCCAAGAUUUAGCACCUCCUUAUAACCUGAGCAGUAACCGGAGUCCAAAGGUCCCAGCGGAGGGCCGAUGGGAGAGUCAGCAAGAUGUAUCCCAAGGUGCCACAAAUUCCAGUAGAGGCAUUAGUCCAUCUCGUACUUCUCUGCCAGGCCCUAGGCAGCAAAAUCACUCUCCUGAUCCAGGUAUUGGUAGCCUUGCUGCUUCCUACCUGAAUCCUGUAAAGUCCUUUGUGCCUCAGAUGCCAAAGCUGCUGAAGUCUCUCUUUCCUGUUAGAGAUGACAAAAAGGGCAGGCAGACCUCUCCCCUUGCACAGCAGGCUGUCCCACGAAUUAUGGUUCAGUCUGCCAGUAUUGACACCAGUGCUGCAAGGAUAAAACAGAUUAACCAAGAGGAAAUAGGAAAACAGCCAUUCGAAACUGCAGUGCAGACGUCUGAGGUGGACAAGAGUCCAGAAAAGACACCCAAAGUGCCUUUGCAGCAGCCCUCAGGAGACACCCAGGCCCAGGACUCCCAGGAGGGACCUCCAAGUCCUCUAAGUGAAGCCUCCAGUGGGUACUUUUCUCACAGUGUCUCGACAGCCACCCUCUCUGAGGCCCUUGCAGCAGGAAUUGAUGCUGUGGCUCAACCAGGAAGUCAAACACCUUCAGCCAGUGACUUCCCAGCUCCUGCUGUGGCUCAGGUCCCUUCUUCUGACAUGCCAGGGCACUCAGACAGUUCAUCAGAAAGCUGUCUCAGUACUAAGAGAGAGAAUCUACCUGCCUUCAGCCUUCAAAGCACUCAUGCAAGGCCUAAAGACAGCACUGAAGUAAAUGGAAAUGAUGCUUUGAAAUCCAAAUCUUGCAUAUCUCCUGUGACUCAAAGCGAGCAGGGAAAUGAUGCCUCUGUAGCAACUGAUGCAAAAACCUUUCUUUCUACCUCCACUCCAAAGAAGGAGUUGUUAUCCAAACAAUCAAUGGAGUCAGCAGGACAAGUUAGGAAAAAGGAAAUGGCUUCAGAGUCUUCAGAACUGGGGUUUCCCGAACAAUUGUCCCAGCCUGGUGUUGCAGCCUCCCCCUUCAAAAUCCAGAAAGUCAAGACAUCAGAACUGAAGUCCUUUACAAGCAUGCUGGGAACAGAUCCCAUGUAUUCACUAAACACAGAAGAGCAGCAAGGAGAGAAGAGUACAGCCACCAGCCGUGGACUGAACCAUAACGGAUCAGAGACAGCAGAAGAAAAACUGGAGGUGGCUUCUGAUUCCGAAGAAGCCAAUGAAAUUCCUGAGUGGCUGAAAGAAGGGGAAUAUGUCACGGUUGGUGCAAAUAAGACAGGCACCGUUAGAUAUAUUGGGCCCACAGACUUUCAAGAGGGAACAUGGGUUGGUGUCGAGCUGGAUUUACCUUCAGGUAAGAAUGAUGGCUCGAUUGGAGGGAAGCAGUAUUUCAGAUGCAACCCAGGCUAUGGAUUGCUUGUUAAACCAGGCAGAGUUAAAAAGGCCACAGGAUCAGCAAGACGGCGGAGCACCGGGUUGAGGUUGCAAGGAGGAGUCGCCACUGAGAACAGGAAGAGCGGCAACUUCUCCGGUUCAGCCUCCAACCUGGCUUCACUCACAGCCCUGGCCAAAUCAGAAGGAGGACCCACGCUGCGACUGGAGAAGAACCAGAAAAAUGCGGAGAACAGGAAAUCCUGGGCAAACUGAGACAGCUCUGCGCGCAGCAGCAAACGCUGUGCAACGCAGCCAAGGGAGCAGGUCUUGUAGCUUCGGGACGUGAAACCAACCACAUGAACUUCUAGUUUGUGGCAAACACUAAUGAAGGCUUUUUUCUCUCCUUUGGGUGAUUGACAUGUUAAUUCUUUGCCUUGUCAUGGUGCUGGAUCUGUGUCCUUCGUUUCCUGUUACAAAUUGUGACGCUUCAGGGUAUGACUGAUGGCAGCCAGUGAAAGCUCAUGGCGGUGGGUGCAUGUAAGCUCUGCUCUCUUCCACCUCUCACAGAAGGAAGAGAUGCAUAAAUUGUUUGAAUUAUGACAUGGCUUUCCAAUAGCUACAGAAUAACUACCCAUGCACCGGUGCUUCUCUUGGUGUGACUGGCAAUUCUAAAGAAACAUCCCCAAAAUAACAGUUCUUUCCUACUUUUGUAAGAUGUGUCCAUGUCACAUAAGACAUGGUGAAAGAGCAAGGUUAUCAUGAGUCCGGACAGGCAGAGAAGCAAACAUAGAUUUUUAUUUGGAAAUAAAGACACCCCCCCACCCCCCCAAAAUCUGUUUAUUUAAAAAAAACCACCAGUUCCUUGGUUAUGUGGCCUGGGCCCAGUGCCUCUUUGAUGAGUGUCCUGUUGUGCCUCUCUCCUGCUGUGAAAUUGGCACAAUCUUUCUAGCUGUUUUGUUGGGAAUGGGCGAAAGCCCAUGACCCCAUGUAAUAGUUUUAAUCCCUUCAGGAAAGAGAGGAGUUGAGCAAAUUUUCCAUCUGAUCUAUUUCACGUGCUCUCUCACCAUGACAGGAUCCCCUCUCACUUGCUCCAAAGUGGCAGCACCUUCUUCCUGUUGGUGCUGCCGUGUGGGCCAAAAGGAUUUCUGCAGAGAUAGCAGCACUGAAGUGCUUUGAUGUUUCUUCCCAGCCUUUGGAGCCGGUUGGAUUUUUACCACUUGGGCAAAGCAGAGGGUCGCCGUCCUUGUAACGGGAUGAAUCCAGUCUAUUUAUUUGUAUUUAUUGUUUUAAAAUAUGAAAUGUUUGCGCUUUACAAUCAUCCACCACCUGACGUUGUACAGAGGAGCUCCACCAGAUCCAUAUCGAGCAUCCAUCCAAAGAGGAGGUGCCUCUGUCGCCAGCUAAACCACCCCAGCGGCACACAAAAGCAAACCUGGCUGAACGGGCUGAGGAGUCAUCCCCAAAACAAAUCAUCCCUCUUGGAAGUGGGAGGUUUGGGCUGGCUUUUAUGAGAUUUGAUUUUAUUUUCAGUAACCCUUGUUAUGUUUUAAUUGCCUGUGACACAAAUGACGCAUUGCUGUGCGUGUGUUGUAUAUACAUGUGCGCAUAUCAACAUACACGCACUCAUUGUCUAACAAAUGAAGAAAGGCCACAGGCUUUUUCUAUUCUGAGCUGUUUAUGUCUUAUUUACUCAUCACGGGGGGAUCGGACAGCUUGAGCAAUAGACAUUUUAUCUACGUGGGGUAUAUUUAGGAUGCUAAAUUAAUGAUUAAACUUUAAUAGGUAUCUAGUCGCUGCCCGUGCUGCACGUGGGUAUCUAAGUGCCUUAGCCAUCUGGUUCAGAGGUCCAAGGGAAAGAUUCAUUGUCAUCAGAGGAGGUAGGGAUGCUUAGCGGAGGAGAUAAUUAUGCUGAUUUACUGUAAUUAAUAUUAUUUAUGCAGAAGGAAUAAAAUUAAAAUAGAAACUAAUCUGUAGCAGAAGUGGGAUGGGUUGCAAUGCAGCAUGCAUAGUACUGCCAGGCAUUUGUGUAUCCUUUCAGCUCCGUGUGACUAGUUUCAGUGUUUCCUAAAUUUUCAUAAAGAAACCUUAAUAUAAAAUGUACAGACCAGCUUUUAAAACUGUCUUUAGUGUACAGUUUUUCCUUCUUUUCCUUUGCACAAAGUUCCUGUCUGUUCAAGCCAAGGUGAUGGGAGAAUUUUAGUAGUAAGGAAUUCAGAUGCUAAAAUCCUGGGGUUUGAAAUUGUAACUGGUUUUAUGGACAUGACCCCUGCAACCAAGCAGCGUUCCUUUUUGGGGUAUGACGAGUCUUGCUGAUGAAAAACCACCCGCUAAUGAACAUGAUGCCUCUUCUACUGCCUUGUGAGUUUUCUAAACCCCAUCUUUACCGGUUUUUAAUUGCACUUUGUUCUGAUGUGCUGCAAAAAGUCAGCUACCAUGAAACAGCCCCUCACCGGUAGCUGUGGUUUUCAGUUUCAGCACUUCAUUUGCUGGAUUUAGGGAUAUCUUUAAUUGAUGUUUGAUAGGUGGCCCCUUUUGGGGAGACAUGAAGGGAAAACCUCUCAGAGUCCUUCUGAAGCCUUUUCUCUCGCACCGCUGUCUCUGAAGACUGGAGUCUGUGGCACAUAAAGGUGUUGAAGUCACAGAGGUGAAAGGGUCAGGCAGAAGCAGUUGGGUUAAUAGUUCACUGUUUAUGCUACCCUCUAUAAAUUCCUGUGGCUGUAUUUGUACUACAGCCCUGACCACCUAAGGGCAGAUUUCAGUGUUUGCACAUCUGGGGCACGUGCUCAGAGGCUGCAGGUGACUGGUACAGGGUGGAUUUCCUCCUCCACCUGCCCUCAGUCGUGUCACAAAAUCAUGCUGGGCGUAUUCAGAGGGGUUUGAAAUAUGGCUUGAACAGAACAUACUUGCUGCCUCCUCUAGGAUAACUUGUCCUGGAAGCAAAUGUCUUGGAUAUAGCUGGUUUGUUUAAAACAUCAGUGGAUGAUCAGCAUGAUGAAGUGCUCUGUUAAGGGAGCACCGUGUUGACUUUGGUGGAGGGAGGAAUUUACUUAUAGCUCUUUCGGUUUUUACCAUCUCAUUUGACUGUUGAAACUAAACCUCUGCUCAAAUUCCACCCUGGCACCUGCCCCACAAGUGAAGCCCCCCUGACCAAACCACCCCAAUGUGGCACAAGCUCCAGAAAGCCCAGCAAGUCAGAUUUGGCCAUGAGGAUGUUCUUGGAGGAUUCUCUGUCUGCCUCCUGCCCACCCCAGCAUUCCUGGGCAUGCUUCUGAAGAUAUUUUCCAAGAUUCUGGUACAGGGAGUGCACAUCCCUCCACUCAAAGCCAUCUGUUACUGUGCACCAGCUAAGCCAACUAACCAGAAAGCAGUUUAAAACCAUAAUGAAGGUAAUAUACAUCUAUUUUAUUAUUGAUAGCAUUAGAAAGGCUCUACGUUCAGCAUAGAGGAGGUGCUCUUAACUGAAAGCACCAGCGACUGGGGCUGACGUGUUGAUAGCUAUGCAUAUUUUCCAAGAUUCUCAUGCACUUUAUACAGGGAAGAAGAAUAUUUAAUGCAGGAACUGUAAUUUGUAGGAAGUGUCUCCUCUCCGGUGUCUGCUUGGUGAUGCCAGCUUGCUUUCUUGAACCAUGGGUACGUCUUGGAUUCUGGAUGUUGAAAAUUGUGUUGGUGGUAGGAAGGGUGAUGGUCUGAGCCUGGGUCUGCAGCUCUGCACAGCUGUUGUGUCAUUUACUCCGAGUCAGCCAAGAGGAUGCUUUCCAAGGGGACUUCUUUGGGUGUUCUCAAAGCAAGCCAAGAUGUUUUCCUGGGUUACAUUCAGCUCUCUGAUGGUGUUUUGAUCUCUAUCCCCCAAAUCAUCUUUCCAUUCAAGGGCCUCGUCUGUUUGCUGUUUAGUGGUGUAGUUCAGUUGAGGAAAGCUAACAGAAAUUAGUUCUGUGUGGUAAUAUUGCCCGAGUCCUUAAGAAGAGCAUUUUGUCAGUGUUGAGGUGGAAGCUCCCCUCUGCUGCCUGUGUGGGGGGAAGUUUGACACCUCUUUGCUCUCCUAGGAACCAGGAAACCCACCUCAUUCCUACCUAUCAGUUGUGAAAACCCAUACAGAAAGUGCUUGUGUGUUGUACAGACCUGUUUGUGCGGGAGCGGAGCUGUUGUUGAGUCAUUUCUGUGUUCAUGCUUGUGCUGUCCUUAUGGCAGUACUGCCAGAUCUUUGCACAAGAGGUUGAGUUUUCACAGUGCCUUAUCCCUGGGUCAGCAGCUGAUGCAGCGAGGGGCUGGAUUUUGUACCAGCUCGAGGCCAUCCAGCUUUCAGGAAGGGGUGAGCAUGAGAAGUGAAGGUGCAAACUGGACACUGCAGAAUACUCCUGAGCUGGGGUGACAAGUGUCUUGUUCCUGGGUCUCCUUUAUCUGUGCUUUGGUUUCUGUGCUCUCCAUCCUCCUCCUAAAACACUGUCAUGUUUUUCACUCCCGAGAAAUGCUUGGCUGCUGCCAUCUGCCCCUGAGCACUGGGCACAGCUGGGUUCAUGGAAUCACAGAAUGGUUUGGGUUGGAAGGGACCUUAAAGCUCAUCCAGUUCCAACCCCUGCCACAGGGCAGGAACACCUUCCACUAGAGCAGGUUGCUCAGGUCUCAGCAGAGCCUCCUGCCACAGCCUGGCUGAGCCUUAUCCUGGCUCCAGCAUCUGAGUACCACAGCAGAGGGAGCAGAGACAUGGGAUGGGGCUCCUUAAACUCUGCAAGAGCCAGGAGUGCAGAGUGGUGGGGAUGCAUUAGAGACAUUUCCCCUUCAAGGGCCUCACCUGCUCAGCAGGAGCAGGGCUUCUGUCCGGCAGGAGGAUGCAGCUGCACUCCCCUUGCAUAUCCCUUCCAAACCCAUUCUGAAGCUGACAGAGGAGCCGUGCUCCAAGCAGCAACUGGCUGGGUGUGCAGCAGUACAUCCCUGCCUUGCCUCAGACAUGGUGGUGUUGGUGCUGUUCCUGUGCCGGGACUCGUUCUGUGUUUUCACCUCCAUUAACACCCACUGUGUCUUGGGAGAGCCUGUUCCAGCUCAUGGUUGUGUUGAUGGAUGUAAAUGUAGUGGCUCUGUAUAUAGAGUGGCCAUUCACGCUGUGGGGUUCCGUGCCCAUCGGUGUACUUUAAAUGAGCUAAAAUCCAAAGAUACUUUGUAAUGAGCUGUAAAGUUUUUAAUUAUUACUGUACAAUACUAAGUGAUUGUAAUAUUGUAUCAUACGUGUGACGCAGCCCGCAGUACCGAAAUAAAGGUCUUCUUUAGA
This is a messenger RNA of Pezoporus occidentalis (night parrot), 10974 nucleotides long. It is a transcript of the gene KIF13B, whose product is annotated as kinesin family member 13B. Lineage: Eukaryota; Metazoa; Chordata; Aves; Psittaciformes; Psittacidae. The transcript is spliced from 41 exons. Gene Ontology annotation, biological process: microtubule-based movement. The record is from RefSeq and is a predicted model, not a curated record. Bases 117 to 5984 code for a protein of 1955 amino acids. Gene Ontology annotation, molecular function: microtubule binding; ATP binding; microtubule motor activity.